This is a messenger RNA of Tetranychus urticae (two-spotted spider mite), 1590 nucleotides long. RefSeq lists its product as uncharacterized. NCBI's taxonomy places the organism in Eukaryota, Metazoa, Arthropoda, Arachnida, Trombidiformes, Tetranychidae. The record is from RefSeq and is a predicted model, not a curated record.
ACAGUGAUCAUUACAAAAAAUUAAUAACUUCAUAAACGGUUUGCAAGUUGUGGUUUAAAACAAUGGAACCAACGAAUCUUUCAGUCGGUGUUUUUACAUUGCCGUUUUCUGACGGAUUUAUCGAGGAAGAUGGUCAAAUUGUUCCUGGUCUUAAGUCUCUGAAAGAGAUUGCAUCUCUAACGGCUGAUUAUGGUCCUUUCAAUUUGAAAUUUCAUUUACCAGAAACUGGUCAAUUGGGUGUGCUUACAGAAACUGGUUAUCAUGAUGGUGUUUUGGGUUUGAUGCAAGAAGGGAAAAUUGAUGUGUGCUUCAUACCAUUAUCAUUGAGCAUACAGAGACCUCCAGGUCGAUUCUCGCAGGUUAUAUCCGAAGAGGAUUACCUUAUCAGUAGCAUACGGAAUACAAUUGACGAUACUUCAGCUGUUGUUUCGAGUUUAAUCUCAAUCUAUUCAAUCCCCGUCCUGGUUGCUAUAUUAGCCAUAUUCAUAUUGGAAUUGGCUGCUGUUAAAUAUUUCAAUAUAAAGUCUUUAUUCACAGUUAUUUAUAAAACGUUUGUUAUCUCAUUUAACCAGCAUUUAACUAAUCGUUCAUCAUUGCUUUGUUUCACCCAAAUGAUUAUCUUGAUGAUUCCUUUAUACAUUUUUGGUGCUGCUUUCAAUACCCAAACCAUUGUUGGGAAUAACGAUGUUAAAAUUGAAACUCUGAGAGAUAUUGUUGAUUACGAUAAAUCGCCAUUCUUUAUCGAGGGAUUGUCAAUGUACGACUUAUUUGCAGCCAAAGUAACCAGAGACUAUGGAGAUGUUUUUGAAAAGGCCAAAGCUGAAGGACUUGACCAGCCAUUUGAAUUAGGACCAAUACCCUUCAUGAAAGAAGAGAAGGAUAAAAUGUGUACUUUCCUUUCUGGUAAAAGUAAAAAACUUGCUCAGAUUGCUAUCUCUUCAAAUGGAUUUCUGGAAGCUAAUCAGGAGUUAUAUUUCUCAGAACGGCCUUUUCAUAAAUCUUUACAAGCUAUUCUUGUCGACUUCAAUUUUUUUGAAAACUCCAACUUCGCUAAGCUCAAUAAAGUAAUCAUAAGGUCCUUUGAGAGUGGAAUCACCGAAAAAAACCUAAACGAAGCUUACAUUGAUUUCUUGCUGAACUUUUAUUACCUGACCAAGUUUGAUUUUUACAAGAAUCGUAAAUCAAAUGAUCUGAGUUGGAAAUCAUUGAAUUGGAAUGGAUUCAAUCAAAUAUGCUACAUAUUCAUUGGAUCUCUAAUCUUUGUGACAGUUAUUCAACUUAUUGAAAUAAUUAUAGUCAAACUUAUCCCUGUGCUUAUCAAAUAAUUAUCUUAUUUUUAUUUAAAUUAUUCAAAGUUACAGACAAGAAUUAUUUUAAUCAUCAAGCAUUGAGUUAAACAAUUAUAUAAUUUGUGAAAGUUUUACUUUUAAUGCAUUACAAUUUAGUUUGUAGCAAUUUCUCAAUUAAUCAGCUUGAUGAUAUACAAAUAUUGAUGCUAUUGUGAUAGUUAUUAUACAUUUAUCUAUAAUAAUGGUCAAUGAUAACGAGAGAUAGAUGCUUAAUAAAUAUAAAUAGCAAUUGUAACUUCUG